Molecule: messenger RNA, 1296 nt
Organism: Tetranychus urticae (two-spotted spider mite)
Lineage: Eukaryota; Metazoa; Arthropoda; Arachnida; Trombidiformes; Tetranychidae
Source: RefSeq, a predicted model, not a curated record
UAAUCUUGAUAGUGUGAAAUGAAAACCCAAACAAUAGAAACUCGGACAGUUUAACAAUCAAAUAUUAUUGAAAAUAUAAAUGAAAAUUUGAAGCUUUUUUGAUGAUAGUCUUGUUUUAAUUUUGCAAUACAAAUCACUGUCUAAUCAGGCUACAUAAUGUGUAUCUACAAUUUGAAUGUAAGACUAUUUUUUGAAUGAAUUAAGCCAAAAACAUUCAUUUCAAGUAAUCACAUAAUAGCCAAAAACCGGUUUUCAUUUUCACAGUUGAUCAUCUGUUUCCUAUUUUGACUGUUUAUUUUCAGAAAAUUAAAUGUUAAUCUAUUGUAAACGUUUAUCUAAAAAGUUAUUAUUGCUUGUAUUUAGUGUUUUAAUUGUUUUCUUGAUUAUCUUGAAACUGAAAUCAAAUUAUUUUGAUCAUGUUUACCAUUUCUCUGACACAAGUUUAGAUGACAUUGAUUUUGACAGUUACUCUAGAAGUCACCCAUUUCUCAAUAUCACUGGAUUUAAUCAACUAAUUGUUCCAAAUAUUGUUCAUCUUGUGCAAUUAGAUACUCCUUACAUUUCAUUCAUUACUUAUUUGUGCAUCAAAGCAGCUAUUAAAAAUCAAAAGCCAGAUAUUUUAAUCAUCCACACCAAUCAAAACCAUUUGCUUGGUAAAUAUUGGAAUUACCUUAAAAAUGAAUCAAUCAAAGUGCGAAAGGUUGAUAAACCUUUAACAAUAUUUGGUAAAUCAGUUGCUCAUGUUUAUCAUUCAAGUGACAUUUUACGAUUAACUAUUCUCAUUGAAUAUGGUGGAAUAUACAUUGACAAUGAUUUAUUAAUUUUGAAAAAUUUGGAUCCAUUUCGUCGGUUUGAGUGUUCAAUUGGUUGGCCGGUCAAUGAAUACAUUGGCAAUCAGUUGAUUAUUGCUCAUAAAGAUUCUCGAUUCAUCAAGAAAUGGUUUGAUUCAUAUCGCAGUUACAAUGGAUCAAGUUGGUAUUUUAAUGGCGGUCAAUUACCUACCAAAUUGAUACUCUAUUCACAUCCAGAUUAUGUUCACCGAGAAACUGAAUCUUUUGGCGUUGCUGCUGAAGUAAACUAUUUGUAUAAAAGUUCAAAAACUGAUUGGAGCUCAAAAUUUAACACGAUUCACUUGCUUGAUCGACAUCGAUCUUAUUUGGUUCCAGAUGAAAGAAUCAAAUAUUUCAAUGAGAUUAACAUAAAAUCAUAUAAUAGAACAUUUGGAGCUAUGGCGAGACAAAUUUUAUUUGAUUCACCUGAUUUAGUAUUUUAAUCAAUAAAUAUUAUUGAAUGUUA